AGCUUAAUACAUGGGGGAUAUUAAGGUUACUCCCGAAGUGUUGGAGCAACUACUACAAUUAUAUAAUCUUACUCGUCGGGAGUUUAUUGAGACGUACCAGAUUCAGCCGUUGGUUUACAUCCCUGAGUUACCGGCCAGCGCCAAAACUACGUUUGUUAUUGUUUACACGGUGAUUUUCCUCCUGGCUCUCAUUGGCAAUAGUCUGGUUGUCUAUAUUGUCUUAAUAAAGCGCGGGAUCCAGACUGCCACAAAUAUUUUCAUCUGCUCUCUAGCCGUCAGCGACCUUCUGAUAUCUUUCUUCUGCAUCCCGUUCACUCUGCUACAGAACAUCUCCUCUGAGUGGUUUGGGGGUGUGUUGGUGUGCAAAACCGUUCCCCUUGUUCAGACCACUGCUAUUGUGACUGGCAUUCUCACUAUGACCUGCAUCGCUGCAGAGAGGUACCAGGGGAUUGUGCACCCUCUGAAAAUCAAAAGACAGUGCACCCCACAAAGAGCAUACCGAAUACUUGUGGUUGUCUGGAUUGCAGCCAUGGUGAUUGGAUCCCCAAUGCUCUUUGUUCAACAACUAGAGGUGAAAUAUGACUUUCUGUAUGAUCUCCAUCAUGUAUGCUGUCAGGAGCGCUGGAACUCGAGUGUCCACAGGAAGGAGUAUGCCACCUUCAUUCUAGUGUUCCUCUUCCUCCUGCCACUUGCGACCAUGCUGAUACUCUACACCAGAAUUGGUAUUGAGCUCUGGAUUCGCAAACAAGUUGGGGACUCCUCAGUUCUCAAUGCCAUGAACCAAAGAGAGGUUAGCAAAAUAUCCAGAAAGAAGCGAAGGGCCAUCAAGAUGAUGGUCACCAUUGUUGUGCUGUUUACUGUCUGCUGGGCACCAUUCCAUACAGUUCAUAUGCUGUUUGAGUACAGUUACCUGAACAAGAAGCAUGAUGACAUCACAAUCAAUAUGAUUGUUGCUGUCACACAGGCCAUAGGUUUUUCAAAUUCUUUCAACAAUCCUAUUAUCUACGCUUUCAUGAAUGAGAACUUCCAGAAGAACUGCAUGUCCACUCUUUCCCUUUGCAUUAGGAGGUCCAGUCACCGUGUAGAUGUGAAGGACAAAUCGAAAGUAACUUAUUGUAAGUCUGCCAGACAGGAUGAAGACAUCUCUGUCAUGCCCAGAAUAGUUGAGCAGGUGCAAUCUGCAAGAUCAAACAUGCGAACAUCUUUGUCAUCUGUGGAGGAGAGAAUUUCUGUUGAGAGCAAUAGAAUGCAUGCAAGAUGUGUUAGAGACUGAUAUCCAAUCUAACGGUUAUCUAUUUUAAUAUGAAAUCAUUCUAAUAUGCUGAUUUUCUGCUCAAGA
This is a messenger RNA of Rhinichthys klamathensis goyatoka, 1339 nucleotides long. It is a transcript of the gene qrfpra, whose product is annotated as pyroglutamylated RFamide peptide receptor a. The transcript is spliced from 6 exons. Gene Ontology annotation, cellular component: membrane. The coding region runs from base 11 to 1273 and encodes 420 amino acids. The record is from RefSeq and is a predicted model, not a curated record. Gene Ontology annotation, biological process: G protein-coupled receptor signaling pathway. Lineage: Eukaryota; Metazoa; Chordata; Actinopteri; Cypriniformes; Leuciscidae. Gene Ontology annotation, molecular function: neuropeptide Y receptor activity.